Molecule: messenger RNA, 2604 nt
Organism: Jaminaea rosea
Lineage: Eukaryota; Fungi; Basidiomycota; Exobasidiomycetes; Microstromatales
Exons: 3
Coding region: 1-2604 (867 amino acids)
Cellular component (GO): MBF transcription complex; SBF transcription complex
Molecular function (GO): protein binding; DNA binding; transcription regulator activity
Source: RefSeq, a predicted model, not a curated record
AUGGCUUCAGCAUCGCCUUCCGGCCCAGCAGGGGCGCCCACGAAGCAACAGUUGCCACUCUCGUCCUCUGCCGGCGGUGUUCCACCUCGUCCUCCCUCCCCACUUGCAGGCCCAGCCCCUCUCGUCUACCUUGCCACGUACUCUAAUGUACCCGUCUACGAGAUCACCAUUCGCGGCAUUGCCGUCAUGCGCCGACGCGCUGAUGGCUUCCUGAAUGCUACCCAGAUCCUCAAGGUGGCAGGCAUUGAGAAGGCAAAGAGGACAAAGAUUCUCGAGAAGGAGAUCUUGACCGGCGAGCAUGAGAAGGUUCAGGGCGGGUAUGGAAAGUACCAGGGGACUUGGAUCCCACUGCGUCGCGCUCAAGAGCUCGCAGCGACCUACAACGUUGCUCACCUCCUGCGACCAGUCCUCGAGUUCGACCCGCGUACCGCAGAUUCGAUCCCGACGGCUGGGCCGAAGCGUCGUCCUAAUCCCAAUGCGCCGGCCAACAGCGCUCUCUUCAAAGGUGCAAAUGCUGGAGCCAACGCGAACGGGCCUCGCAAGAGCUCAACGCCGACGAAGGGACCGAGCCAGCAGCCUCGCUUCCUCACGCUUCGAGCUCCUCCAAGCGAUGAUGCUGCCGGCCCUUCAGCAGCAUCGACCUCCGCAGGAAUCCCACCAGGCUCGACCUCGACCAUGCGCCAGGCGCUGUCCAACUAUUCCGAGUACGGCUACACACCGCAGGGCGUCCCACUUCCUACACCGAGCAAGAACAAGCGCACAGAGCCGGACGAGGCCAACUCACCCAGCGAGCAACAGCAAUCGCAGCCUUCAAAGCGCCCUCGCGCAGAUAUUGGUCCCUCACCGGUCAAGGACCUCGCGGCCCUGGUUAGCCCCGAGUCGUCAUUCAGAGGAGCCUCACAUCCGCGCCUACAUCGCGUACCUCUAGGCCCCCCAGACGAGCUGGUAGGGAAGGCAGGAAAUGCACGCUUCGCAGAUCGACCACAGCCUGUACGCUCAGAGGACGAGGGCGAGAAGAGGAUGAAAGAGCGACUCGUCUCCUACUUCAUGGAGGACGAAGGCGAGGAUAGAGCAGCGCAACAGGGCACGCCAGUCGAGCGACUCAACACAAUCCUCAAUGAGCUUCGUGCCGCGGUCAGCCUGGGCGGGGCAGCCUCCUCAAAUGACGAAGGCGGACCUGCCCCGUGCAUUGACUUGGUAAUUGACGACCACGGGCACACGGCCUUGCACUGGGCUUCAGCGCUCUGUCGACUACCCUUGGUCAAGACGCUCGUGGCACUCCCUACCUCGGAGGGAGGCGCCAACCUCUUCGCCGGCAAUGCAGCAGGCGAAACGGCAUUGCAUCGCUCCGUCCUCGUCACCAACGCAUACGACGCCUCCCUCUUCCCCGACCUCCUUACCCUCCUCUCCCCUACGCUCCACACCCGAGACUUCAAAUCUCGCACUGUCCUACACCACAUCGCUCUAGUCGCCGCUCUGAAAGGUCGUGCCACCCCCGCAAGAUACUACUUGGCGUGCCUGCUGGAGUACAUUGCCCGCCAUGAGGGAGGCAAGUUCAGUGCAAUCGUCGACGCGCAGGACGAUGAUGGGGAGACUGCAUUGGGGAUUGCGGCUAGGCAAGGGAACAGCAGCAUGGUCAAGAUGUUGCUCGAGGUCGGUGCGAGGAAAGAUUUGCCUAAUUGUCUCGGGCUCAAGCCGAGCGACUGGGGCAUCGAUGGCGGGCCCUCGACCUCCACCAGCAACGCAGCAUCGAGCUCUACCGCUGCCGGCGACCUGAGUGCUCAGACCCGGGAAGACCUCAAAGAAUCGCGCAGCGAUCUCGUCACGGCUCUCAUGCGCCCGCCCGCUGCACCUCUCCAAAAGUCGCAAGACGUCCUCGAUCAGCUCCGCUCCAUCCUCGACGGCCUCUCCUCCACCUCCUCCGCCGAGCUGACAGCGAAAGCUGAAGCCCUCGCAACGGCACAGAGCCACUUGCAGUCUGCCACGCGUGAGCUCACUAGCAGACGCAAGGCGGUCAAGGGCAAGCAGGCCGAAGUUGCUUUGCUACUCGAGAGAAGGAUCAGGGUGGGCAAUCUGAAGAGACGACUGGCGAGAGUGCUGAGUGGAAGGGCCGUCGCCGGGGAGGAGAAGGGUGGACAGCCGGCCCUACCGGAAGUAGAGCAGAGUGUCAUCGACCAGCUUGUGGUGCGACACGACAGUGGGGAAAUGAAGCGCGACGAGGAUGGACUACUCGACUCUGUCCUCGGCACAGUGAAGGACAGCGAUCCCCCUUCUGCUAUCCUUCCAUCAUACCGCUACGCCACCUCCUACCUCACCCAGCUCAACGCGACGCUCCGCACUUCCAUCACCCAAUUGCGCUCCGAGUCGACCCUCCGCGAGUCACAAUGUCGUCGCGUGGUGGCCAUGUACUCUCGCAUCGAGGAGGGUAAAGUCGAGGCCAUCCUCGACGACUUGGUCAACGCCGUCGAGACGAACAGUGAUGUGGAUCUGGCUAGGGUGGCCGGCUUCUUGGCCAAGCUGGGAGGGAGCGCUAAGGGAGGGAGGAAGAUGGGAGCAGGCGAACCCUCUUCAUCCCCUCGAAGAGGGGAGACUCAUGCGGCGUGA